Messenger RNA from Pochonia chlamydosporia 170, 402 nucleotides. RefSeq lists its product as hypothetical. NCBI's taxonomy places the organism in Eukaryota, Fungi, Ascomycota, Sordariomycetes, Hypocreales, Clavicipitaceae. The record is from RefSeq and is a predicted model, not a curated record. The coding region runs from base 1 to 402 and encodes 133 amino acids. The transcript has a single exon.
AUGAUGCAGCACAUUACCGAAGCCACGGGUAGUUGCCGAGCUCCGACGACGCCCCUGGAUCACGCUGGGAAAUGUCUUGUCUCGUAUCAUACAAACUCAGCACAGGCGGGCCAUCACACUAGAGGAUUCCACCGAUGCUGUCUGGUGGCACAAAAAGAGUCACUCAUCAAAUUACCAGCAUUGACAGAUUGCACAAAGGCAAGUCAGAAUUCCGCCCAUUCAUCGAUCUCAUAUGCACCGAGGCAGUGGCGCCACAGGAUCGAAAUACCAGCAGCCAAUUGCGUCAGUCUGACGACUCCAACUGUGUGGGAGUUGAAGAAGCAAAGCCUAAGUAAGAGUCGUGGCUUGUGCAGAGUGUUAUCGGUGAGCUCAAUCCAUGAUGCCGUCAUUGGCUCUCGGUGA